Molecule: messenger RNA, 552 nt
Organism: Papaver somniferum (opium poppy)
Lineage: Eukaryota; Viridiplantae; Streptophyta; Magnoliopsida; Ranunculales; Papaveraceae
Product: histone H4
Exons: 1
Coding region: 79-390 (103 amino acids)
Biological process (GO): nucleosome assembly
Cellular component (GO): nucleosome
Molecular function (GO): protein heterodimerization activity; DNA binding; structural constituent of chromatin
Source: RefSeq, a predicted model, not a curated record
CACCACCAUCUCUCACAAUCAAAGAAAGAAAGGAAAAAAAAUCCAGAGAGAAGGAAAUUUCAAUCUCAGAGUGAGAAAAUGUCAGGAAGAGGAAAAGGAGGAAAGGGUUUGGGAAAGGGAGGAGCAAAGAGGCACAGGAAGGUGUUGAGAGAUAAUAUCCAGGGAAUCACCAAACCAGCUAUCAGAAGAUUAGCGAGAAGAGGUGGAGUGAAACGUAUCAGUGGAUUGAUUUAUGAAGAAACUCGUGGUGUUCUUAAGAUCUUUCUUGAGAAUGUGAUUCGUGAUGCUGUUACUUAUACUGAACAUGCUAGGAGAAAGACUGUUACUGCUAUGGAUGUUGUUUAUGCUCUGAAACGACAGGGGAGAACUCUUUAUGGAUUUGGAGGUUAGGGUGUUUGGUUUCAGUUUGGGGGUUUUAUGUAAAGAUAGUAUUAGGGUUUUGGUAAUUUCUCAGUUUAAUUAGUUUACAAUGAAGUAAUUCGAAGCUGUUAUGAGCUUUGAUUUGAUUUGUAAUGCUUUUCAAAUGAAUGGGAAAUUUCAGUUUCUUGGUUA